GGUAGUGUUGACAUGUAUGUUAAUCAAUGGAAAACUUGAACUUUUUUUCAAUCCUCGUAGAUUGAUCCGUUGUAAAAAUGAGUGACAGUAUGGAAGGAGAUGCAUCAGAAGAAAUCUCUGAGGAUGAAUACCAUGAGCUGUUGCAGGAUAUAUCAGAAUGGUAUGAUCGAAAUAGCUGUAUCAGUAUGCUGAAAGUAUUGUACAGAGAUCAUGUGACUGAUGCUACUAAACUGCAUAAUGCUACUAAAAUGCGCGACUUGCUGGACAACUUGCAUAGUUUUGGGAAUCUGAGUCCAACUGAUCUUGGUAUUCUGUAUGACACUGUAAAUGUAACAAAACAAUUUGGUUUCAAACCAAAAAAUAAAAAGCUGCUUCCAUUAUUUCAAAAUGUUAGAAGUUUUGAAAUAUCAAAAUUUACAUCGCACAGGCAAAAGCUUGUAAAAUUAGGAAUGGCGUUGACUCGGAAUGAUGUAGCAACUUUUGAUGGUUCAUUUAACAUCCCACAAAAGAAAUAUGAAGACAGUUGGCAUUUGAUAAAUGAUCUGGAGCACAGAACAGUAAUUUGUGAAGGAAAAAUGGAGCCAUUUGUUGAAAAGUUGCGUAAAGUCCAACUCCAUUCAGCCGUGAAAGCUCUUACUGAAGAUGAUGAAAAAGAACCAGAAAAUUUAACCAGCAAAAGACAGGUGAAACAGAAAGGACCUACUAACAAAAUUAAAAGGGCAAAGACAGUGAAGCAAUCAAGCCUAGAUGAUGAAGAACCGGAAAAUUUAACCAGCAAGAGAAAGGUGAAACAGAAAGGAUCUACUAACAAAAUUAAGAGGGCAAAGAUAAUUGAGCAAUCAAGCCCAGGCACUGAAAAUGUAUCUUCAAACUCAGGAAAAACGAGUGGUGAAGGUAGUAAAUGAUACAUUUACAGAUGUUAAUGUAUUCUAAAUAUCAGGUCAAAGUUCAAAUCUCAAAUAAGUCAGUACUUCGACCUGAUAUCCAGAAUG
This is a messenger RNA of Anneissia japonica, 992 nucleotides long. RefSeq lists its product as uncharacterized. Gene Ontology annotation, molecular function: protein binding. The record is from RefSeq and is a predicted model, not a curated record. Bases 78 to 905 code for a protein of 275 amino acids. The transcript has 5 exons. NCBI's taxonomy places the organism in Eukaryota, Metazoa, Echinodermata, Crinoidea, Comatulida, Comatulidae. Gene Ontology annotation, biological process: regulation of apoptotic process.